Molecule: messenger RNA, 3124 nt
Organism: Salvia splendens (bonfire salvia)
Lineage: Eukaryota; Viridiplantae; Streptophyta; Magnoliopsida; Lamiales; Lamiaceae
Product: CRM-domain containing factor CFM3A, chloroplastic/mitochondrial
Exons: 9
Coding region: 197-2881 (894 amino acids)
Biological process (GO): RNA splicing, via transesterification reactions
Molecular function (GO): mRNA binding
Source: RefSeq, a predicted model, not a curated record
CUUCGUCUCAUCAUCCUAAACCUCAUCUCUCUUUUCCACCCACACAUACACCACCACCUCUGCCACCGGCGCCACCCGCCACCAGCGCCGUCUGACGUCGUCUCCAUCUUCACUUCGCACGCCACACUGCAUUACACCAAACUUCUGUUAAAAAACAAGCUCAAUUUUCAUGUCUUGUUUUGUAUGUGCGUAGAAAAUGAGAAUUUCGGUGGUGCCCACCUACCAAUUCUGCCCACAACCUACCUUCUUGAUAGAUUCAUUGCAGAGCUCAUCUUGCAAAUUCCAUCUAAGAAAAACCCUAAGUCUCUCCAAUCCCAAUUCUUUCAUUCCCGCCAAGAAACAUUUUUUCUGUGCAAUUCAUCACAGAAGCACCUCAGAUUUCACACCGAAGAAAAAUUCUCGUAAAAGAUUCAAUCUUUGGCAGAAGAACAAUGGUAAGGCUGGUUUAUCUUGGGAAGAUUCGAGCUCACAGCCUAGUAUUAGUAGUAGGAGUAGAGUGAUUUCGUCUGGUGGUUCUUGGUUGGAGAAUUGGAAUGUAAGUGGUGAGACAAUUGGUGGGAGGAGACCUCAGGCAGUGAUGAAUUAUAGGAAUAGAGGGGAUGCUUCGAGCUCGGAUGCCGAAGAGGGCACUAGUACUAGGACUGGUGGUAGUACAAUGGAGAGGAUUGUUGAAAAGUUGAAGAAGUUUGGGUACAUGGAUGAUGUUAGUGAGGAGAAUGACAAGAAGAAUGUAAUUGAAAAGGGAUCUGUAGAGGAUAUAUUCUAUGUUGAGGAAGGAUUGUUGCCUAAUACUAGGGGUGGAUUUUCGAAAGAGUUCCCUUUUGGGGAUGAGAGUGCAUCUAUGGGUGGUAAUGGGGAGGUGAGUUUCCCUUGGGAGAAGAAUACUUCGAAUGCGCCAAAGAGGACUUUGGAUAGUCGAAAGAACCGUAGUUUGGCAGAGAUGACUCUUCCUCACUCAGAGCUAAAUAGGCUGAGGAAUUUGGGUCUUAAGGUAAAGAAUAAAACAAGGGUUAGUGGAGCAGGGGUGACGCAGCAGGUUGUGGAGACGAUUCGUGAGAAGUGGAAAACAUCUGAGGUGGUAAGGUUGAAGAUUGAAGGGCCUCCUGCACUCAAUAUGAAACGCGUGCACGAGAUUUUGGAGAGAAAAACUGGUGGAUUGGUUAUCUGGAGAUCUGGGACUUCCGUUUCAGUUUAUAGAGGCGUGACUUAUGAGGAUCCCACACAAAAGAUGAAGAAAAAGAUAUAUAAAAGGCAUGAAUCGCCUCAAAAGUCUCUGCCUACUACUGAGAAGACCAGUCGGGAUUUUUCCAACCUCAUUCCUUUAUCUAACAAGGAUGCUGCUCAAGCAGAACGAUCAAGCAUCAUGAGGCCGGAUGCUGCUCAAGCAGAACAAUCAAGCAUCAUGAAGCCGGAUGAUACAACGUCUGAAACAUCAUCUGAAGUGAAAUAUGAAGAUGAAGUGGACAAGUUAUUAGACAGCCUCGGCCCAAGGUAUGAAGACUGGCCAGGUGAGGGUCCACUUCCGGUAGAUGCGGAUUUGCUCCCAGGUGUUGUCCCUGGUUACAAGCCCCCCUUUAGAUUACUUCCCUAUGGUGUGAGAUCGACACUUACAAUGAGGGAGGCUACUUCUUUGCGGAGGCUUGCUAGAGUGCUGCCACCACAUUUUGCAGUAGGAAGAAGCAGGCAGCAACAAGGAUUAGCUGCAGCCAUGGUCAAGCUAUGGGAAAGAAGUUCGAUAGCAAAAAUUGCUCUUAAACGUGGGGUUCAGCUAACAACCAGUGAGAGAAUGGCAGAAGAUCUCAAGAGAUUAACUGGAGGUAUGCUGCUGUCAAGAAACAAGGACUUCCUUGUCUAUUAUAGAGGGAAAGACUUUUUGGCACCGGAUAUCUCUGAAGCAUUGCUGGAACAGGAGAGAUUAGCAAAGGCUUUACAGGAUGAAGAAGAACAAGCACGGUUGCGAGCCUCACCCUUUGUCACACCACGUUUUGAACAGAUUGAGGAAUCUGGAUUUGCGGGUACACUUAAAGAAACUCUAGAUGCAGACAAUAGAUGGGGAAAACAACUGGAUGAUGAAGAUAAGGAGAAGGUGAUGAGAGAAGCAGAAUUGUUGCGACACGCCAACCUUGUGAGGAAGCUGGACAAUAAGCUUGCUUAUGCUGAAAGAAGGCUACAGAAAGCUGAGCGAGCCUUGUCAAAGGUGGAGGAGUCUUUAUCUCCAGCCGAUCAAGCAGAUGACCCAGAAAGUCUCACUGAUGAAGAAAGGUUUAUGUUCCGGAAGCUUGGUUUAAGGAUGAAAGCCUUUUUACUUCUCGGGAGGCGUGGAGUUUUUGGCGGCACUGUGGAGAACAUGCACUUGCACUGGAAAUAUCGGGAAUUAGUGAAGAUCAUUGUUAAGGCUCCAAACUUUGAGGAGGUCAAGAAUAUUGCCCUAGCUCUUGAAGCUGAGAGUGGUGGUAUCUUGGUUUCAGUAGAUAAAAUAUCCAAAGGAUAUGCAAUUAUUGUUUUCCGGGGCAGGGAGUACAAAAGGCCACCAUUGCUGCGGCCUAAGAACUUAUUGACGAAAAGGAAAGCAUUGGCACGUUCAAUUGAACUUCAAAGGAGUCAGGCCCUCAUAAACCAUAUUGCAACAUUGCAAACAAGAGUGAGGGAACUAAGAAGUGAAAUUGAACAAAUGGCAGCUAUUAAAGACCAAGGAGAUGAAGAACUAUACAAUAAACUGGAAUCAGCUUACCCUUCUGAAGAUGACAGUGAGGAGGAAGGGGAUGAGAGUUAUCUGGACACCUCAGAUGGCACUGUUGAAGAGAAUGACGAAGUGUAUUCAGAAACAAGUUUUCCUUGUGGUUUUGAAGAUGAAGUAGAAAUAGAAAGUGCAGAGGUAUGAUCAGCAAUGACAGCAAUGGUUACUGUUUAUAAUGGGAAAAAUGAACGAAUGAAGAGAGAUGUGCGCAGGUUUGAUGCAACGAAUCCUCGAUAUGUAGUAUGUACUUGGCUCUUCGUGCGCAGGUUUGAUGCAACCAAACCUCAGUAUUAGAUGUUCUUAGAUAUUGGAUUGAAGAUAACACUGCUAUCUCAAGCUGUGUGAAUGUAUACACGUUUUUUAUGAAUGGAAUUAUACUGCAUUUCA